AUGAGCCCGGCCCCAGUUCUGACCCACCGCAUGAGACAUGACAAGUCUAUUCUGGCACUUGUCAUAUCAGCCGAAUACAUCUUUGCAGGCACACAAGGUGGAGAGAUUCUGGUCUACUGCUUGGAGACCUAUGAGCGCAUCAACGUGAUCUGCGCUCAUCGAGGAAGUGUUCUCGGGGUGUGUCUUUCGAAAGACCAGAAGUUGCUCUUUUCAAGUGCCGGAGACCGUAUUGUCAACGUUUGGGACACCCAUACUUUCCUGCAAGUCUACUCAAUUUACUCGACCUACGAUGUUGGCGAUGUGUUUUGCGUAUCCCACGCAUCGAGCUUGCAGACUGUUUACCUUGGUGCUCAGAACACAAGCAUUCAGUGGUACGAUCUUAAAGAGAAGGACACGCGUCCAGAGCCUAAGCCUGCCUCUCACCCUCUGUUUCGCGAGGACAGGUUCUUUGACUCGCCAGGCCCUGGUGGGGUACGGACGCCACGGCCUCAAUCCGCCGAAGAGCGCCCAAGACAUGCAAGAGGUGGCCAGAUCCUCGAGAUUGACAAGCAGCACAUACGCCAGUUCGCGCAUUACGGAUAUGUCUACUGUAUGCUCGUCGCUCGCGGGCUCCUGCCAGACCCGGAUGAGGAGAUACUCAUAUCUGGCGGAGGCGACGGAACCAUAAAGCUAUGGACCCUCGACAGGCAAGCCGGAGGAGCGAUUAAUGAGUUGUACACGCUGUUUGACGGCAGGGACGAAGGCGAAUCCGUUCUAACCAUCGCACUUGAUGGAACUUUCCUCUACAGCGGUCGCAUUGACGGAGAGAUCAACGUAUGGGAUCUUGAAACAAAGCAGCUUGUGAGAAGCCUUAGAACACGUACAGGAGACGUCUUAACCGUGGCCGUGGGUGGUGACCUUCUCUUUGGCGCUGGCGUGAGUGGUGUAGUCGAGAAGUUCAAUCGCCAGUACGAGAGGAUCGGUAGAUUCACUGCACAUACCGGACGGAUCCUAGCAUCAGGAUUUACACGAUAUCGUGGCCAACCGCUGCUGAUCACCGGCGGGAACGACAACACUCUGGCGGUCUAUGACGUCCGUGACUGCAUCUCCACGCCAUCAGGUUCGAAAGUGUCCAGUGAUGAGAUCCUCGUUCAGUAUCUGAAACAGUUCGUCUCAUUCCGCACAGUAUCUUCCGACCUGCGGUAUAAAGCGGAUUGCAGAAGAGGCGCUUCAUGGCUCCGUCAGAUAUUCAAGAAAUUCGGCGCUGCUACAGAGAUGAUAGCUACCGAAAACGGAUACAACCCAAUCAUCUUCGCAAAAUUCCGAGGCAACCCUACUAUCUCGAAAGUCAGGAAGAAGAUACUGUUUUACGGCCAUUAUGAUGUUAUUCCUGCAGAGAACGAGCAAGGUAAAUGGAUCGCGGACCCCUUCUCGCUCCAAGGAAUCGAUGGGUACCUCUAUGGGCGUGGAACUUCAGAUAACAAGGGCCCGAUCAUGGCCGCCAUUCUUGCUGUCGCCGACCUUGCCGCGGAGCAAGCGCUGGACUCUGAUAUUAUCUUUCUGAUUGAAGGAGAGGAAGAAUGUGGCUCACGAGGCUUCGCUAGGGCGAUCGAGGAAAACAAGAAGCUCGUCGGGGAUGUCGACUGGAUUCUCCUUGCAAACAGCUACUGGCUUGAUGACCACGUACCAUGCUUGACCUACGGCCUGCGGGGUGUCAUUCACGCGACAGUUUCCGUUGAGAGCAGCCAUCCUGAUCUCCACAGCGGUGUCGAUGGCAGUACGCUGUUAGACGAGUCACUCAAGGAUCUAAUAGCAGUACUAGCAAUGUUGACCGGCACUCACGGCAGCGUCCAGAUCCCUGGAUUUACCGAUCCCAUCCUCCCUUUGACGGAGGCGGAGAAGAAGCUGUACGAAGACAUCACUCUUACUCUCACCAGGUACAACCCAAGCUUGGGCGACGCCGAGACACUUGCGCAAUCGCUUAUGCGCAGAUGGCGCGAGGCCUCGCUGACGAUUCACCGUAUACAAACAUCUGGCCCAGAGAACUCGACGAUCAUCCCGAGGCUUGCGCGUGCAGCCCUCUCUAUCCGUCUGGUGCCGAAACAAGAGGCCAGUGUUGUCGCCCAAGCUCUGAUCAGUUUUCUGGAGGACCACUUUGCCAAACUCGAGUCCCAGAAUCGGCUUACAGUCUCCAUUGACCACCAAGCCGAGCCGUGGCUUGGCGACUAUAACAAUGAGAUAUUCAAGACGCUGGAGCAAGCCAUAGUGGAGGUGUGGGGUCCUCUCAAGAGUCGCAGGAGAAGCUCACUUAGCAUCUCAAAACACCCUACGCAGCCAUCGAACGGCUAUUCGAGCUCUAAGCCGUCACCCACAACGUCCUCCACGCUAGCCAACAGUAGCGUCACGCCCCCAAAUGAAGAUGAAAUCUACACGCCAGUGGAAAACACAUCCAGCUUUCGCAAGCCGCUGUACAUCCGCGAAGGCGGCUCUAUUCCCGCUAUCCGCUUCCUAGAAAAGGUGUUUGGAGCACCAGCAGCACAGCUGCCUUGCGGUCAGGCGAGCGACAGUGCACACCUCGACAACGAGCGCUUGAGGCUGCUAAACCUGAAAAAGAGCAAGGAGAUCUUCAAGAAAGUCUUCAGGGAUCUUCCAAAGAAGUGA
Messenger RNA from Coniosporium apollinis CBS 100218, 2640 nucleotides. RefSeq lists its product as uncharacterized. NCBI's taxonomy places the organism in Eukaryota, Fungi, Ascomycota, Dothideomycetes. The record is from RefSeq and is a predicted model, not a curated record. The transcript has 6 exons. Gene Ontology annotation, biological process: glutathione catabolic process; proteolysis. The coding region runs from base 1 to 2640 and encodes 879 amino acids. Gene Ontology annotation, molecular function: peptidase activity; protein binding.